This is a messenger RNA of Haemorhous mexicanus (house finch), 1400 nucleotides long. It is a transcript of the gene ARMC7, whose product is annotated as armadillo repeat containing 7. The coding region runs from base 156 to 704 and encodes 182 amino acids. The record is from RefSeq and is a predicted model, not a curated record. Gene Ontology annotation, molecular function: protein binding. Lineage: Eukaryota; Metazoa; Chordata; Aves; Passeriformes; Fringillidae. The transcript is spliced from 3 exons.
GGGGAGAUGGCGCCGCCCUCGCCCGCCCACAAAAUGGCGGCAGGCGGGCUGCUCCGGCCACGCCGACCGGACCGGUUCGUCUCCGUUCCUCGGUACACCCGAUCCCUGAGCCGACGCUGCCCGGGGGAACAGGCAGCCCGGUGCGGUGUCCCCUGAUGGAACUGGGUCGUCUGGAGUACCUGCAGGCGCUCGUCACCGAGUUCCAGGUGACGGACAGCACAGAGGCCAAGGAGCAGGUGCUGGCGAACCUGGCCAACUUCGCCUACGAUCCCAGCAACUACGAGUAUCUCCGGCAGCUCCAAGUGCUGGACCUGUUCCUCGAUAUGCUUACCGAGGACAACGAGACCCUCGUGGAGUUUGCCAUGGGUGGUCUUUGCAACCUGUGCUUGGAUAAAACAAACAAAGAGUACAUCCUGGAGGCCAACGGGGUGGAGCCCAUCAUCAACUGCCUGUCCAGCUCCAACGAGGAGACCGUGGUGUCGGCCGUGACCACGCUGAUGUUCCUGACGACGCCGCGGUCACGCGCGCAGACCACGGCGCUGCCCGUGGUGGAGUGCAUGCUCCGCUUCUCGCUCUCGGCCAACACGCGCCUCAGUAACCUGGCCUCUAUCUUCCUGCAGGACUACUGCAGCCCUCUGCAGGUGGAGGAGGCUAGGAACCUCAGCAAGCACACGGCAGUGGGCAUUCCUCUGCCCAAGGACUGAGCAGGGCUGCGGAGAGGGGAACCUCCUGCUGUUCUCACUUCCUGCUCAGCAGGUCAAGAGCAGCAUUAAAGAGGAGAGCUGGUCCCACCAGUGCUGGUGUUUGGUUAACAAACGGGAAGGAACAGCAGUAACACGACAGCUGGGCCAAGCACACAGCUAAGCCUGCAGAUAUUUAAAAUAAAGCAGGUCAUGGCUGCAUAUUGGAACGUGCUUUGCCAAGUGCAGCUCAGCACCUGGCUUGCACAAACAACCCUUCCCAGCAAUGAGGGGUGUUCUGCUUGGGUUAUUGGGCAGAAUUAUAUCCACUCUGGUUCCUGGCUAGUUGUGCUACACCUCUCCCCUUCAGCUUCCGUGACAAGUGACACUAAAUGUCAACUCAAGUCACUGAAAUGUCACAGAAAUGUAUUCCUCCUGCAGAGAAAGGAGUUUCCCUGCCCUUGCAGUUUACAAUCUUUCCAUCCCUGUGGCCUAAUUAUGCCAUCCUCUAAUCAUGGCACAGGCAGCCAGCUACGGAAUCACUACAUAGGGUGGGCUGUAACUACUCUAUAAAUUAAGAAGUGGUUUGUCUUUUAUUACCAGUGGUGAGAAAGGUGAAGGAAUUAAAAAAAAAAAAAAAAAAGGAGAGGGGCUCAUGGCAGUCUGGCUCAUGAGAACAGCUGUCUUAUAAAAGCUUCGGUUAAUAAAACAUUAACUUAA